GCUUUUCAUUCCAUGAAAGCAAAACCCGUCCGUGGGGCGAUGCAAUUCCUAAGACGAACUGGAUUACUGAGAAGCCUGCGCUUUCUUCGUUCAACAGCGAUGGCUUCCAGGACCCUGUCUUCCUCCUCCUCUUCUUCUUCUUCUUCUUCAUCAGCUGCAAAAGGUAAACUUUCCUCUCUCUUCGCACACCCACUUAGAAAUUCUCCCCAAAGUUCCAAGCUUCCUCAAGAACUCGCCGUCAGCGUCUCGCCUCCGCCCCCAAAAUCCACGCUUUCCGCCGACGCGGAGGACCGACCUCGGCCCGCUCUUCUCCUCGAGAAGAAGUGGAAAACGGGGGAUUUCACCGUGGACGAGGCGCUCCGCCACUUCGACCGCAUGAUCUCCAUUCGACCCGUUCCUCCCACUUCGUCGUUCGGCGUGUUGUUGGGCGCCUUAACUAAGAAGAAGCACUACUCUGCAGUGAUUUCUCUCCGCGGAAAGCUGGAAGUUACUGGGCUCCUGUCUGAUUAUUUUGUGCUGAAACUUUUGUUGAACUGCUUCUGCAAUGAGAGACGGGUGGAGGAUGCUUUCGCUGUAUUGGGGGCGAUUUUUCGCCGAGGUCAUUGCCCUGGUAUAGUCACCUAUAAUCAAUUGGUGAAGGGAUUGUGCUUGAAGCAUAAAAUCGGUGAAGGGGUUGCCUUGUUUAAGAAAAUGGCGCGUCUGGGUUGCAGGCCGACCGUUGUUACCUAUGGCACUUUGAUUAGCGGGUUGUGUCAGACCGGUAACACGACCAUGGCGCUCAAGUUACAUGAAGAAAUGCUGAGUAGCAACGGUGAACAUAGCGUUGUAUGCAGGCCGAAUAUAGUUUGCUAUGGUGCUCUUAUCGAUGGACUAUGCAAAGACGGGUUAGUAGAUGAGGCCAGCAAACUUUUCAUGGAGAUGAAAGAUAGCGGUAUUUCACCAAAUUUGGUUGUUUACAACUCGCUGAUAUGUGGCUUGUGUUGCAUGGGACAGUACAAGAAAGCCACUGAUUUGCUUAACGAGAUAGUGGAUCAAAGAAUUGAACCUGAUAUAAUUACAUUUAAUUCUUUGUUAAAAGUUCUUUGCAACCAGGGGAAGUUCAAAGAAGCUGAAGACAUGCUCAAAUUGAUGAUUGAGAGGGGCGUAGAUCCUAGUAUUGUUACCUAUAACACGGUAAUGGAUGGCUUGUGUUUAGCGGGUAAGGUUGAUGAGGCAAGGGAAUUGCUUGCUCACGUGUUGAGUAAGGGUUGUCUAGUUACUGCGGUCAGCUUCAAUGUGCUGAUCAAUGGGUAUUGCAAUCAGGGUAGAAUGGAAGAAGCCAUGAAUAUGUAUAAGAAGAUGAUUGAUAAUGGAGUUAACCCAACAAAAGUUACUUUUAGCACUUUAAUGCUUGGUUUUUUCCACAAAGGUAGGGUCGUUGAUGCACGCGAAUUGUUUAGUGAAAUGAAACGUCAUGAAGUGGAACCCGAUUCAUACACAUUCAACAUACUUUUAGAUGGACUAUGCAAGAAUAAUUUGCUUUCAGAUGCAUUGGAUUUGUUUCAUUCCAAAGAUUGCAAUGGAAAGGCAAAUGUUGCAACCUUCAAUUGCCUCAUUGAUGGGUUAUGCAAAACGGGGAAUCUGAAAGCUGCGUGGGACUUAUUUCACAGGUUGCAGCAGGAUGGGUUAGCACCGAGUGUUGUAACGUACUCUAUCAUGAUUAAUGGGCUCUGUCGACAAGGUCAACUUGAAGAGGCAACUGAGCUAUUUUUAAAAAUGGAAGACAAUGGCUGUGCUCCAAAUGUCGUCACAUUCAACACAUUAAUGCAUGCUUUUUGUCAAAAUCAUGAGGCGUUGAAGGUGAUUGAGCUGCUUAAGAAAAUGGCAGGAAAAAAUAUAUUACCAGAUGCAACCACAGCAUCCAUUGUAUUUGACUUGCUUUCAAAGGACAAAAAUUAUCACGAGUAUCUGACUUUACUUCCAGCAUUCCCUUCUUGAAAAUAUGGGGGAGAGGACACUGUUCGGUCAUUGGCAUGCUUUUUGCAGAAGGACUGCAGCGGACAUGACCAGCAUCAUCCUGCGGUUGAGAUUCUGGCGGAUGUUGAAUGUAUGUGAAGAAGCAUGUGACACAUCCCUUCGCCCGCCUGUCUCUAUAUAAUUGCUUUAUGUUUUGCCUCAAUAAGUCCUAUGUUUCUUAAUAGAAUUGAAGACAAGAUCGAUUGGACCAUCCAGUUGUGUAGUUGUUGGAAUGCCCAUGUUGGAGACUCAUAUCUCGAAGAAGUCCAGGAGCUCUGCACCGCUGGGUCUCAUGUGGUGCAUUUGGAAAUGGAAAGGACAAACCAAAAGAAUUUAGGAGUUCAUAGUUGGAAGCUGUUACCAGAAAGUAAGAGGAUGGUUAUAAGGUUGUCUGCAAUGGUGCUAGAGUGGAGCUGGAGAAAGCACUCUGCACUGUUGCAGCAAAAGGAGUGAUGAACCGCAGGAAAGGUCCAAAACGAUUCUACUUGAGAACUGGCACGGCUGGAGUUCUUAAUUUCGGAAUGCUGGGCUUAAUGCAUGUUAGUGAGGAAGAGUAAUGCAUUCAAGAAGUUUGAGCCGGUCUUGUUAUUCAACUAUUACUAAAGCUGGAUGCUGAUGUUGCUAGAUCAGGAGUCCACAACUUCAAAUUUUCUUCUAGUCUGUGCAUCUUAUAAUUUCCUUGGCACUCAGGUUAAGGCUUAUCCUUCCUAACAAUAAGAUCCAUAUGAUGAGUUGGGUGGAAUGGACCACUUUUGUUGCUAUCUAUGUGGUUUGUACUUGUUUCUGCUGGUGGGCUAGUUGACCAUGCAA
Molecule: messenger RNA, 2805 nt
Organism: Eucalyptus grandis
Lineage: Eukaryota; Viridiplantae; Streptophyta; Magnoliopsida; Myrtales; Myrtaceae
Product: putative pentatricopeptide repeat-containing protein At1g12700, mitochondrial
Exons: 2
Coding region: 13-1977 (654 amino acids)
Molecular function (GO): protein binding
Source: RefSeq, a predicted model, not a curated record